AUCACCCCCCGUCGGAGCACCGCCCGACCUCGUGACCUGACCAUCGCCGAAGAGUAACUUCACCCCUUCAGAUCUGCGCUCAGACCCUGCAAACCCUUCCGUUGGUGCGAAUUCUGUAAAUCUUCCUUCGGCAUCGUCGCCACACGUACAUCACCCCCAGCAACACCGGGCCGACACCACCGACGCCCCGAAGUGCACGCAAAUCUUCACCGGCGUGCUUCCAACGUUUUUCUUGAGAUCGGGGGUUCGCAGCAACCCUAACAAGCAGAGUCGAGGUGAACCGACAUGUCGCUCCUCACGAAAGAGCAGCGCGCCAUCUUCGAUGAGGCCGUGCGGGCGCACGCCCUCGAGAUUCUCAACGGCGGUGAGGAGGGCCUCACCUCCCCUAUCGGAUCUCCCAGCAAGCACCACCACCAGAGGCCCGGCAACAGGGUGAAGAAGGGGGAGAACAAGAUCUUGGCCGUGAUGGACGCCGAGGCGCACCCGUGCUUCGCGCUCGACGAGAACGACCCGAACUACGACAGCGCCGAGCUCAACGACUACGAGCUCCGCCAAACGAGGGUGGGGCCGCGCACGGACGUCAUCGUCGCGUACAAGAACGCCGUCACCGCCAUCAUCGAGGAGUACUUCCAGACGCACGACGCGAGGGAGACGCAGCGAGCGCUGGAUGAGACGAAUAAGCCCCUGUACCAGCACUUCUUCGUGAAGAAGCUCGUGACGAUGUCGAUGGACAGGGGCGAUCGUGAGAAGGAGGCCGCGGCGGUGCUCCUGUCCGCGCUCUACCCGCACCACGUCGACCCCGAGCAGCUGCAGCGGGGCUUCGAGCGGCUGCUGGAGAGCGUCGACGACCUCGCCAUCGACGUGCCCGCCGCCGCGGACGACCUCGCCAUGUUCAUCGCCCGCGCCACCGUGGACGACAUCCUGCCCCCUCGUUUCCUGCACACCAACCUCGAGGGCCUGCUCCCGGGGCUCAGGGUCGGGGAGAAGGCUGCGGAGACGAUCGACCUGGCGCACGGCCACCUCCACGCGCACCACGGCACGGAGCGAAUCCUGCGCGCCUGGGGGGACAGCGACCUGACCCCGCUGCAGCAGGCCAAGCACGCCAUCCAGGAGUGCCUCACCGAGUACGUCAGCUCUGGCGACGUCAACGAGGCCAGAAGGUGCCUCAGGUCGCUGCACAUGAACUACUUCCACCACGAGUUUGUGAAGCGCGCGCUCGUGCUGUGCAUCGAGGCUCCAGAGGGGCACGAGACUGCGCCCAGGCUCCUCGGCCUGCUCAAGGUGCUCGGCAAGUCCGGCGAAGUGAGCGCCUCGCAGAUGAAGAUUGGAUUCGAUCGCAUGGACGUUGUGGUCGAGGAUCUCGUCCUGGACGUGCCAAAGGCUAAGACCAGGCUGGAAGGCUUGAGGCUCAUGGCGAAGGAGGAGGAGAUUCACCCGAUGAGGGAAUAGUCUUUCGUGCGAAAAAAACGCGCGACGGCAAUGUUGUAACAACAUCGAACGAAACGUCGACG
This is a messenger RNA of Micromonas commoda, 1511 nucleotides long. RefSeq lists its product with no specific name. Bases 286 to 1449 code for a protein of 387 amino acids. The record is from RefSeq and is a predicted model, not a curated record. Gene Ontology annotation, biological process: negative regulation of DNA-templated transcription. The transcript is spliced from 2 exons. NCBI's taxonomy places the organism in Eukaryota, Viridiplantae, Chlorophyta, Mamiellophyceae, Mamiellales, Mamiellaceae.